Molecule: messenger RNA, 654 nt
Organism: Trichomonas vaginalis G3
Lineage: Eukaryota; Parabasalia; Trichomonadida; Trichomonadidae
Exons: 1
Coding region: 1-654 (217 amino acids)
Source: RefSeq, a predicted model, not a curated record
AUGUCUACUGAUGAAUCAAUAAAUGCUUUCAAGAAAAAGUAUGGAGAUUGUAAACAGUGGACACCAGAUAAUAUAGAAAAGAUCAUUAAGGAAGGUAAUGAGAUGGGUGUAAACCUUGAUUUUAUACUAAAUCGAGCAUUAAAUCGAAAAGCUUCCAAAGAAGUCAUAGCCAAGAUAAUAUAUGUAUCGAAAAGGUAUCCUAGAGAACAAAAUGCUAUGAAAAUAGGCGUAGCAUCACAUAUGCAAUUCAAAAGUUUCGAAUCAAUAUUAUCAACCUCGGCUGAUAUUAGAUUUCAGCCAUUUAUCAUCGCAUCAAUCAUUCAAGAUGGAAAAGUUGUUAAUUCAGGUGAUAACAGAAUCAUUGCACAAGGUGCAAUCAAAGCUGCAGCUGUAAAACCAGAUGCAAUCGAUUUAUACGGGAACAUUAUCCAAGAAAACUUCUCAUUUUUGGAUGUUAAUGAUAUAAUUCGAGCUGCACUACAAUCUACCAAAGGAAUGAAAUUUAUUUUAUCUACUAUUGUACCAAAGAUCAUAAAAGGAGAUAAUUUCGCAUUACAUGUUAUGCAAGUACUUUGCGCAGAACCAAAUGGAAGCCCAGCUCGAUUAGUUGCGAAUGAUUUGAGAUUGAAUUACCGAAUUAACUGUAUAUUCUGA